AUGGGGAUUUUUCAUUUACUGAAAUCUUGUGAGCAUCCCGUUGCACUGAAGGCACUCAACGAGUAUCUGAAGUAUAGUGCAAAGCUCGCUGAAGCGAAAACUAAUGUGGAUUUUAUCCGAAACUGUAUUGAGAAUAACCAAUAUCCUAAAUCAUUCUCUAAAUCUCUUCGCCGAUGUAAAGUGCGCCCAAACACGAAAUCUCUCAAGCGAUUCGCUCUUAAUCAGAUUGAAUCUCUCCAAGGAUAUAUUAGCACAUUAGAAAUAAAUAUUCCACAGAGACAGUAUGCUGUCGAUGAACUCCCCAUACAUUUAAAGGAAUUAUUCUUAAAAUACGUCCACGAUGUUUCUAAAACUAGAGAAACUAAAAAAAGAAUCCAGCUUACAAAAGGAUUAGAUACGGAAAUACCAGAAUCUCACUUUCCCAAGGACCCUGAAAGAAUCACUUUCAAUUCUUCGACCUCUUAUUUACUAUCAAUUAUUUCCUGA
Messenger RNA from Trichobilharzia regenti, 486 nucleotides. NCBI's taxonomy places the organism in Eukaryota, Metazoa, Platyhelminthes, Trematoda, Strigeidida, Schistosomatidae. The record is from the annotation of a GenBank genome assembly.